Molecule: messenger RNA, 1737 nt
Organism: Cannabis sativa
Lineage: Eukaryota; Viridiplantae; Streptophyta; Magnoliopsida; Rosales; Cannabaceae
Exons: 3
Coding region: 326-1603 (425 amino acids)
Source: RefSeq, a predicted model, not a curated record
UGUAAUAAUUAUAUUGGUUACACAUAUAUAUUAAAAAUAAAAAAAAUAAGGUCAAUCGCCUACUAAUGACUGUACGUCAGUGGUCUUUGUUAGCAUGUAUAAUAGUUUAUGUCAAUAUAUGUACAAAAUUCUUAUUUGCCAACAUUUAUAUAUUUGCGUAUAAAUUGUUUUAUUUGAUUAUCUAUACAUAAUAUAUGACAAGAGAAACAUAAGCGUACCUAAUUAAAAAGAUCUCGUACGAUCAGUUCUCCACAAACACACGUAUCCAACGUUAAUUCUCUCUAGGAAAGAAAGCAUCAAGUUCAACCUUGAAGAACAUAUCACUAUGAGACCACUCAAGAAAAGAAUAGCAAGGGAGUUUGAACAGGCCGAUGAAGAUUCAUCGCGCGCGCGUAGAAACGAGCCUAAGGCACGUCAAGAACCUGCACAACAAGGGUUCUUCCAAGACAAGUUACCAUUGAUUGGUCGACCAAAUGCGGUAAACAAUACCCCCAUGCCAGGUCAAUAUUCUCAAGGAUUCUUUAAACAAAUGUUACCCGAGAAUGUGGAAAGUUACUUGAAAAACCUUCCACCGCUGCCUAAGUUACCAAUACAGUCUCAGCUGCCGCCAAGACCACCACACCGACCAAGGUCCCGAAUACCUCGUUUGCCACCACGGCCACCAAGGCCUCCUGGGGCGCUACCAAUGCCUUAUUCCCUGCGCUCACGACCAAAAACUCAAUUAGUGCCCCCACCGUGGGUGCAGUACGGACUACCCAAACAGGUAAAACCGCCACCAUUGGCACCACAGCUGCCGCAGCCACUAUGUGAAGAUCUAAGCAAUGUAUUGCUGGAUAACUUAGAGGGAGAUUAUAGGAGGAUAAAAAAUAAUGAAAAAGGGUACAAUUUAUUGACAAAUUAUGUGGGAAUAUGGAAGAAUAAAGCGAAAAAUGGUAAGAAAGAUAGGAAGGUGAGUGCGAUAGAGUUGCUAAAUGGGCUUCAAGAACGUUAUUUUAAAGAAAGAGAUUCAAUAAAUGAGAUCAAGGCUAGUAUUCUUGAAAUUGGAAUGAAAUUAUCUGAGCUUCUCGUUGAAUAUACCUUCUUAUUUGAAUUUCAAGACAUGAGUGAGAAGAUUAAAUUCGUGAAAAAUACGAUGCAGAUAUUAAUUUUGGAUGAAGGUUCUACAAGCAUCUUGAUUGAGAAGCUUCAUUCUACACUUCUGUCGAUCAUAGGAGGAAGACUCGCGUAUGCAAGACAUUUUUAUACAAUAGUUGAUAAAGGAAAAAGUCCUUACAGAAAUGGCGCGGAGUUAGAGUCAUUUGAGAAAAAAGAAAGCAAUGUCAAUGAUGCAAUGUUCUUCAAUAUUUUUUACUUGGAAAAUUGUUUGAAUUAUCCUUACUAUGAUGUGAACACGGAUAUCGCACAAUUAUCUAGUUCGGUGAAAUGUUUCAGGGAAAAGUUUCUCCAGAAAUUGGGUGUGACAAGUUGCAUGAUAAGUAAUGUGAAGAGUAAGUUUAGAUGUGUCUAUGACUAUGACGAACAGGAUCGUGAGCGUGUACGGAAGUUCAAGGACAUGGUGAAAGAAGAAAUCAAAGAUAUAUGGAAGAACCUUUCGCUUCGAUGAUCAAAACUACUUAUCUAUAUAUACAUAUACAUAUUAUGUAUGUGUGUACGUAAUGUCAGAUUGGGGUCGUUCAAGAAACUUUUUGAGUUAAUAAUGAAGUUGGGGUUUCAGUGAAUCCUCUCUGUUAUGAUCAA